AUGUGUGCCUUAAUGUAUUCUGCCGAGGCAGGCCACAUGCACGUGGUGAAGUUCCUCGUGGAGAAAGGUGCUCGUGUUUCUGCGAAGGAUGAUUCGGGCGAAACUGCCUUGAUGAAGGCUUGCAAAUGCGGGCAUGUCGAUGUGAUUCGUUACCUCAUUGAUGCGCAGCUGCUGCAGCGAAAGAAAAGCAGCAGCAUCAUGGGCUCCGACAGCGCCAAGUUACUUCAAAUAGAGAAGCAGCGCGUUCUGGACGUCAAGGAUGACGAAGGGGUGACGGCGCUCAUGAAGGCGGCCGAGAACGACGAACUUGAAAUUGUUCGCCAACUCAUUGAGGAAGGGGCUUCUAUCACUCUUAAAGACGACUAUGGCUGGACAGUUCUUAUGUGGGCAGCACUGGCCGGAAACGUUGACAUCUGUGAAAUGCUCGUGAAGAACUAUGAUGUUUCCGUGGAUUAUGUGACCGAACGUGGGGAGUGCGCGCUGAUGAAAGCUGCCGCCAACGGGCACUGGGAGUUGUGCGAGUUCUUGCUGGAUGAGGGUGCAAAGGUGAACCAGCUAGACUCCGAGCACCAGACUGCCUUGAUGUGGGCAGCAGCCAUGGGGCACACGUCAGUCGUUCGUGGCCUCAUCAGCAGGGAUGCAAAGGUGGACCUGCCAAGCAAGGGCGGCAAAACAGCGCUGCUUCUCGCGUGUGCAGUCGGCCGCGAUGCGGUCGUCUCAGAUCUCCUGGCUGCCCGUGCCAAACUCGAGCACCAGGAUGCUGACGGCCGAAAUUGCCUCUUUGGUGCCGCGCAAUGUGGCAACAAGGAGCUCGUGUCGUUGUUGAUCCAGAACAAGUGCCCGCUUGAAGCGCACACCCUGAGGGGGGAAACGCCGCUGAUGUGUCUGGGCUAG
Molecule: messenger RNA, 894 nt
Organism: Symbiodinium natans
Lineage: Eukaryota; Dinophyceae; Suessiales; Symbiodiniaceae
Source: the annotation of a GenBank genome assembly